AUGGCCAAAGAUGGUGCUUUGACGAGUAUCUUUUGUCGAUUGCCCUCGCCACUCAACUGCUGCCGCCUCCGCAUGGCCUUUGACGAUCAGUUUACGACGGUGUUGAUGGAGAAUUCUGGACGCAUGAGAAGCGCGUCCAAGCCGUGCUACUCCACCUCCCCACCUCCACGUAUUACUACGCUCCGGCCGUUCCUUUCCAUGAGCAAACCCUAUGUGAGCGGCGACAAGUAUUAUGUUGUUUUCGCCAUCACUACCUAUACAGCAACUCAUGAGCAGAAGAUAUCUAUAUGCGUAACCCAUUUUUGUCUCCUGCUCGCGAUAACCAUCUCCAAAAACUAUGUCGCCGAGAAGGUCAUGUUUUGGGCCCUCGCGUUGCUCGGACUGGUACCCGCAGUUCUGGUUUUCAGAGCUAGCUCUGAAAUUUGUGUGGCGCUAUCUGGCGAUACUAAGUGUGAAGAUUCUAGCGCCAAGGCUACGUUUGCGACGAUGGCAGCCAGCAUAUUUCCCCCUCUUCUUUCCCUUAUUGGUGGAAUUCAAGCAUACCAGAAGCAAAGGCGUUCCCGAUUGCCUGAACAAUAUCGCAGCUGUAGCAGCAUUGGUAGUGGCAAUGAUUGCGCCAUCAGAAUUGAUCACAAUCUUCCUGUGUGGACAGUUGAUUUGUUUUCAGUGUUCGUUCAGAGUUCUCCACGCCUCGAGUCAAGUGAUAUCGGAAGCCACGCCAGUGGGGAGAGGUCCCAAUGA
Molecule: messenger RNA, 741 nt
Organism: Heterobasidion irregulare TC 32-1
Lineage: Eukaryota; Fungi; Basidiomycota; Agaricomycetes; Russulales; Bondarzewiaceae
Exons: 12
Coding region: 1-741 (246 amino acids)
Source: RefSeq, a predicted model, not a curated record